This is a messenger RNA of Xiphophorus couchianus (Monterrey platyfish), 1024 nucleotides long. RefSeq names its product regulatory factor X-associated ankyrin-containing protein (gene rfxank). The transcript has 9 exons. Gene Ontology annotation, biological process: positive regulation of transcription by RNA polymerase II. Lineage: Eukaryota; Metazoa; Chordata; Actinopteri; Cyprinodontiformes; Poeciliidae. Bases 148 to 873 code for a protein of 241 amino acids. The record is from RefSeq and is a predicted model, not a curated record. Gene Ontology annotation, cellular component: nucleus. Gene Ontology annotation, molecular function: protein binding.
GUCUCUAACUAGCAAAACAACCGAACAACGUGAGAAGUGUACUUUCCAAACUGUUCGGAAACCGAAACGAUCCGGUGUUCGAGCGGAAAUUUUACACUUUCUGUUUUCCCAAAAGGAAGUGGGUCUGUGAAUGUGGCUGGAUGAGUUAUGAUGGAGAGCAGAGAUGAUGAAGAGGUUACAAAUGGCCAUCACAUUCAGCAGCCUAAUGCUGCUGAACAUUCUUCCAGUUCAACACGUGGAAAUCCAAACGGUAUUAUAUCUUCCACAGAGAUGGAUGUGGAGGAGGAUGACAUCUUUAAACACUCCACUACUUUGACCAACAAGCAGCGUGGGAAUGAAGUAACAGUACGUCCAGCAACAUUAGACUCUCUGUCCAUACAUCAGCUGGCAGCUCAGGGUGACGUUUUGCAAGUGGCUGCACAUCUAAGUAAAGACGGCUCAGUGCUCACCACGCAGGAUGAUCGGGGUUUUACGCCCCUCAUGUGGGCGGCUGCAUUUGGAGAAAAAGCUAUGGUGGACUUUCUCUUGGAAAAGAAAUAUAUUUUAAAGGGUGCGGAUCCCAAUACAAUUGCAAGGGAGCGAGAGAGCGCCCUGACUCUGGCCAGCUCUGGCGGCUACGUGGACAUCGUCGAGUCUCUCCUCAGACAUGGAGUGGACAUUAACACCUACGACUGGAAUGGUGGAACUCCUCUUCUUUAUGCUGUACGAGGGAACCACAUCAAAUGUGUAGAAGCUCUACUUGGGAAAGGAGCAGAUAUGACCAUAGAGUCAGACUCUGGCUACAGUCCAAUGGCCUUAGCUGUUGCACUUGGACACAAAAAACUUCAGAAAGUGUUGGAGGACCACAUCCUGAAACUCUACAAGCCAACAUGACGUCAAAUAAACCCGUAGAAACAUUAGGCAGAAGACGCUUUGCUCACAUCAAUGCAACAUUUAGAGGGUAAAAACAUCCGUCACAUCGACAAAACACAACAGAAGAUAGAAAUGUAAAAUGGAUUUAUUUAUGCACUUACAGUUUAAAAAA